Molecule: messenger RNA, 3233 nt
Organism: Physcomitrium patens
Lineage: Eukaryota; Viridiplantae; Streptophyta; Bryopsida; Funariales; Funariaceae
Product: putative starch synthase 4, chloroplastic/amyloplastic
Molecular function (GO): alpha-1,4-glucan glucosyltransferase (UDP-glucose donor) activity
Source: RefSeq, a predicted model, not a curated record
AUGUUACACUUGCACUGUUCCACACUUGAAGCUCCAAUCUCACAAAACCUAUCACUCCCAAACUGCAACAAAUAAUCGUGCUCCGAUGCAUUGCAAUUGCGGCGAGGAGAAAGCGUGUGAAUCUGAUGAAUUGGGUCGUUCCGCAAGUUGGGUAUGGGAGGGGAGUAGAGUGCGGUGAAACAGAAUGUGGCGCAGAAGGUGAAACAGACCACAUGAGGUGUUGUUGCAUUGGAUUUGUGGUUCGUCAAAGAGGAGCUGAGUUGUAUAUUCGCACACACACACACGGAUGCAGUGGAGGAGGUGGAGGAGGAGGCAUGGGAUGGAUGGAUGUGUGAAGUUUUGAUGGGUUUUGCCGCAGAAUGUGGUAGAACCGGUUUAAGGGUUGUUUUAUUUGCACAGGGGCUAGUUGUUGUUGUUGUUGUUGCUGUUGUUGUUUUGAGGGUACUCAGAGGAGGCUACAUUCCGGCGUUGUUACCCUAUUACCAUAAAGUGGGCGUGUAGAGUGGAAGAGAUGCUAUUGGCGUGGAUUGCGAGCUUUCCAGGGAGAAGCAAACGAGACUGAGAUUUUGUCUUUUAAUUUUAAUUUUCGUCCAGCGAGAUCUUUGUUUCUGUGUUUUGCUCUGUUUCUGUGAUACUAUCUGCGCUCGUGGAUGCAGCUUUCGUAAUGAGCGUAAUGCAGCACAUGGCUGCAGCUAACAACAAGUGGCAUGCUGCCGCUCUUGCGCUGCCUGCUGCCCCUCGUGGUUUUGGUCGUCGCCAUCGUGUCUCCUGUUGCAUUCAGCCGCCUGUUGGAGAUCGAGGAAUAGGAGAGGACAGAUUAACGGAGAUUUCCAUAGCUACAGACGGGGAUGGCAUAUUCGGAGUUGACAUGAAGCAGCUUAUUGACGAUGCACAGCAGAGCAUUCUGCACUUAAACACAGGCCGAACUACGGCAUUCGAGAAGCUUCAAAAGGUUGAGCGCGAGAGAGACUUGCUCGCAGCUCGUGUUGCACAGCUAAAAGCGGAACAUGAAGCCAGCAUGGCCGAGUGCGAUUUACUGCGUCAGAAAGCCAAGCAGUUUGAAAUGUCAUUUCACGUUUCAGGACGUCAAGGAAAGUCCGCAGGGUCGAUGAAACGCUUCAAAAUGAACAGAAAGAGAUUUAAUCCCCCGUCAAUAUGGAGUGAGAUUCUGUUGCGUAUAGAUGCUAUGACAUUGACUGGAGUGCUUCAGAUAGAGCAGGCCACGUCUUUGCGUAAACUUGUUUGGGCACGUGAUGCACAAAUUGCAGACAUGUUUUUCAAACUUGCGGAUGGGAAUGAUGCGGAGCUUUCGGCUAGGCUUCUUUCGAUUAUAAGUUCAACGAGAAGGCGGAGUCUUCAUAUUGUCCAUAUAUGCACAGAAAUGGCGCCUGUUGCUCAACCUGGAACAGCAUCAUUUAAUAUAUCCAACUUAUGUAAGGCACUGCGACGGAAUGGGCACUUGGUGGAGGUGAUUCUACCCAAGUAUGACUGCAUGGAUCUCAGUGCAGUGGACAACCUUAGAGAGAUUGAGACAGAUUUGUACAUUUAUUUUGGUGAUCAAUGGCACAAAAAUAGAAUCUGGAUAGGGACUUUAUAUGGAAUAGCCGUUACCCUAUUAGAGCCUUUUCAUCCUGGCAACUUUUUUGCGCGCGAAGAGUUUUACAACUAUAAUGAUGAUUUUGAGAGGUUCACGUAUUUCUGCAAAUUGUCGUUGGAGUACUUGCUUAAGUUGGGGAAACAAGCCGACAUACUUCAUCUCCACAACUGGCAAACAGCUGCGGUUGCUCCCAUGUUCUGGGAACAUUAUGCUCAUCAAGGAUUGCAGGAUAUUCGUCUCGUGUUGACUUGCCAUGAUUUCAGGUAUCAGUGUCUUCGAGAUCCCCACAAACUGGCUAUUUGCGGUUUGGACCCAGAACAACUGAAUAGGCCUGAUCGGCUGCAGGAUGACUUAGAACCUCGUUUUAUCAAUAUGCUCAAGGGCGGGAUUGUGUAUUCGAACAUAGUAACCACAGUUUCUCCAAUUUACGCAGCUGAUGUUCUGACCAAGGAACAUGGUUAUGAUCUUCAUGUGACUUUGAAUACUCACAAGGAUAAAUUUAUCGGCAUAUAUAAUGGUUUGGACGAUGUUUUGUGGGAUCCUGCACUUGAUUGUGCACUGCCGGAAACAUAUUCUGUGGAGGAUAUGGCAGGAAAGUCAGUGUGUAAGGCAAGUCUUCGACAAGAAUUGGGUUUACCCAUGGUGGACGACUCUGUGCCUUUGGUUGGCUGCAUCUUAUUUGAAAAUUCAGAAGUGGAGCUCAAGUUGAUAAGAGCAGCGUUGGAAUGUGCUGUAGGAGAAGAAGCUCAGUUUGUCUGUGCUGUCCACAACAAUCCUGGAUUAGGAAUACGUCUGACUGGCAAGCAAAUCCAUACGGAUGCAAAUGCCCGUCUCCUGGGAGUUAACGAUGAUGCUUUGCUUCAUCGAAUUGUGGCAGCUUCAGACAUCCUCUAUAGUCCUGAUAUGUAUGAACCGGCAAGUCAGUCAGUAAUGAUUGGUAUGCGGUAUGGUGCAGUACCUGUAGCUCGGCAAGUGCAUAGUAUCACUAGCAGUAUAAUUAAUUUGGACGAGCAGCAACAUAUCAUAUUACACGCAACGGGCUUUCCAUUUUAUAGCACCGAGGAUUCCGAUGCCAUAACAUCAUUACAUGAUGCUUUGACCUACUGGAAGUGCCAUCCAGAAAUGUGGUCAACACUUGUCCGGAAUUGCAUGUCCAAGGACCUGUCAUGGGAUUCAAGUUGUGUGGAGGCUUAUGAAGCUGCUUACUGGUCGGUUCACAAAGUCUAAUUAGUUUUGGAACUUCACCCUAGUUCAAUUUCUUGCUCUAGGCUUUACAUACUCCAUAGACCUGAAACAGAAUGAAAUGAUCAUCUUAGGUGAUCAACUCGAGCAGCACUUACCUGAGCUUACACUGGUUGUAAACCUCACUCAUUGUAUAUAAGUAGUAAAUGGGUUUAUCACUUGAUUUAAAGCCACCCUUAAAGGGUAUAUACAAGCAUGAUCAGAUUUUUUGGCUUUCUGAUUGCAAAUUGCUCCCAAGUCUGAAGAUUUUCAGGAGUUGAUAGAAAUACACCAACGUGUAUGGCCCAGAGGAUCAAUUGUAUACACUGGCUCAGGCCAAUGUUUUGGAAUGUAUUAAGUGCAAGCCAGGAGAAUGCCAUGUUUCUAUGGUAUGAUCAUGGGACUUCAAAUGCUA